GUGCAUCAUCAGCGGGAAUGGCAGCUUCCCCAUAUUCACCUCCCCCUCGUCCGGCUCCAGGGAGGGAAAGUUGACUCUAACCAACCUCAGCUUCCAGCAGGCGGGAGGAGGCGUCUUUUUCAGGGUGCGGGGGGCGAUCAUCGCGAGUCAUUGCGAGUUCGUCAACAACACGGCCCCUGGCGUUGGCGGAGCGGUGCUCAGUGAAUACUUCCCCCUCCCAAUGCAAGGCACCCCUGCCAAUCGCCGCUUCGUAGACUGCACCUUUCAGAGCAACAAAGCGCCCAAAGGGGCCGGUGGUGCCAUCAGCAUCAACGCCGGCAGGAGCAACGGCAGCGUGCCUUACCUUUAUUUCCAGAGCUGCCUAUUCAAGGACAACAAAGCCCCUGGGAAUCUGGGGGGGGCAAGAAGCGUGACAGGGCUAGGCAGGGUGCAGUUCGAGCAGUGUGUGUUUAAUGGGAACCACGCUGGUGUAUCUGGGGGAGGAAUAUUCUCGUUAGACUCCUCCCUCUAUUUCGACCGAGUCACCUUCGACAGCAACAAGGCCCUCGGGACCACCAAUGGCGGCAAAUAUUCUCGUGGUAUUGGCGACGCUGUCUAUGGUGUCUUGUCGGGAACGUUGCCCAAUGUGGAUUUUCGGUUCUGCUCGUCGUCCUUUUUGGGCACAUCAGGGGCGGGACGAAGCUCAGUGGCUCUUCAGUCAGCCUUGAACAUGAUGGCUCCGAAAUUUCCUGGGCUUGUGGCAUUUUGCAAUGGGAGGAGGCCGGAUAAACUGUCUCUGUCCAAAAUUGCGCACUGGCGGGUGGAGAACAAUUGCACAGCCAG
Closterium sp. Naga37s-1 is the source of this 822-nucleotide messenger RNA. Lineage: Eukaryota; Viridiplantae; Streptophyta; Zygnematophyceae; Desmidiales; Closteriaceae. The record is from the annotation of a GenBank genome assembly.